Laetiporus sulphureus 93-53 is the source of this 2014-nucleotide messenger RNA. Its product is annotated as WD-repeat protein. Gene Ontology annotation, cellular component: nucleolus. Gene Ontology annotation, biological process: ribosomal large subunit assembly. Gene Ontology annotation, molecular function: protein binding. The transcript is spliced from 10 exons. The coding region runs from base 54 to 1646 and encodes 530 amino acids. Lineage: Eukaryota; Fungi; Basidiomycota; Agaricomycetes; Polyporales; Laetiporaceae. The record is from RefSeq and is a predicted model, not a curated record.
GAGCUUUCGCGCCUCAAACAAGUUUUUCCCUCGUUGACGCUGCAGUUUCAUUCAUGGCGACCCUGUUACCGCCUCCGAAACGACAGAAGAUCUAUCACGGUAUCCCAGAGCCAGAGCCAGAACCGCUGAAGCCAUCGCCGAGCGUCAUCGUGCAGUUCGUCUCGGAGGAGGAUGGAAAACCGCUUGCGCCCGCGGUCAACCUGCCUGCUAACGUCUCGAGGGAAGGGCUGGAAGCAUUGGUCAACAAGCUGAGUAUGAAGGACGAGGACCCUGUGCCGUUCUCAUUCCAUAUAGCCCUUCCGACCGAUGAGACUACAGUGGGGGCUCCUACGCGGAUAGCGAUAUCAAAGUCUAUUGAGGAAGAUGUGUUGGCCCAUCCAUCGCAAGCUUUCACUCCAGAAGAUGUCUUCGUUGUUCGCUGUUCCCCGCAGGCUGUAUUCAAAGUACGACCUGCUACAAGAUGCUCCUCGACACUGGCCGGCCAUACGUCCCCGAUCCUCUGCGCCUCUUUUUCGCCGACUGGCAAUCUCCUCGCUACCGGCUCGGGCGACUGCAACGCUCGGCUUUGGGAUUUGUUCACAGAGACACCAUCACAUGUACUAUCGGGUCAUAAAGGCUGGGUUCUAUGCGUUGAGUGGGAAGCGAUGGAGAGGAAGCUGGCUACAGGAGGACAUGACGGACAUGUUCGGCUAUGGGAUCCAAAAGCGGGGAAGCCGAUAGGUGACGCUCUGAAGGGCCACACAAAGUGGAUCACCUCACUAUCUUGGGAGCCAAUUCAUCUAAACCCUUCUGCUCCACGACUUGCUUCUUCGUCAAAAGAUGGAACCGUCCGCGUCUGGUCGACUUCAACCCGCCGCUGUGAAUACGCUCUCGGCGGGCACACAGCGAGUGUGAACGUUGUCCGAUGGGGAGGCGGGGGCUUGGAUGGGAAGGGUGUACUGUAUACUGCUUCGAGUGAUAGAACAAUACGGGUAUGGGAUGCGGAACGGGGAAGGCCCCUCCACACGUUGAAGGAUCAUGCUCACUGGGUCACUACGCUGACUUUGAACACGGAUUUCGUGCUCCGGACUGGUCCAUUUGAUCACAUCGGCAAGAAGCCAGCUUCAGAUAGCGAAGCACAAAAGCUUGCGCUUGCGCGAUACAACAAACUCGUCUCCUCCAAUGGCGAGACACUGAUCUCAGGGUCCGACGAUCACACGCUCUUCUUUUGGUCAUUAUUUCCAUCGCGGAUGGGCUCCGGAGCCGCAACGGAUGCAGCCGCCGAGCGUGGGGGCAAGCUCAAGCCAAUUGCGCGGCUCACUGGACACCAGCGACAGGUUUUACACGUCGCAUUCAGUCCGGAUGGGAGGUGGGCUGCGAGCGCGGCUUGGGAUAAUAGCGUGCGCCUGUGGGAUGGGCGGACGGGGAAGUUCGUGGCGACGCUGCGAGGGCAUAUCGGUGCGGUUUAUCGGUUGACGUGGAGUGCGGACUCGCGGAUGCUUGUGAGCGCGAGCAAGGACAGCACGGUGAAGAUCUGGGACCUGAAGACGUACAAGCUGAAGACCGACCUGCCUGGGCACACGGAUGAGGUCUACUGCGUGGACUUUGUUGCAGACAAGAUUGUCAGCGGCGGAAGGGAUCGUACUGUCAAGAUCUGGAAGAAUUGAUGGGACUCGCUCGGAUAUUCGAGGAUACUGUGCAGUAUACCAUGGGAUUAGCCAACUGCCCUGUGGCAUGCGUAGUAUAUUUCGCAUCUGGUGUCGCUACAGCCUAUUCAUGAUUUGCAUAUAUGCGCCAGGCCUUCCCUAGUUUCCCUCUACCCGUUGCUGCCAUCUUUAAUUGGGCCGUCACCAGGGCGAAAAUUAUCGCCCGAUGCUCAUUUUGCAUUACCUAACAGCGAGCUUUUAAGACGCAUCGCGCUUGCACGUCAUAGUGGACGCGUACCACGUGAUCGCGUUUUCUCUGAAACUUGACGCCGUCGUGCACGGGCCCACUGGCGUCUUUCCCACUUUCUUUUUAUGCCACCCUCUCCUCC